Colletotrichum truncatum is the source of this 1365-nucleotide messenger RNA. Its product is annotated as ornithine decarboxylase. Lineage: Eukaryota; Fungi; Ascomycota; Sordariomycetes; Glomerellales; Glomerellaceae. Gene Ontology annotation, molecular function: ornithine decarboxylase activity. The record is from RefSeq and is a predicted model, not a curated record. Gene Ontology annotation, cellular component: cytoplasm.
AUGGUUAUGGCAACAGCCGCGAUCGAGCACUUUGCACCAGCUACUAUCAAUUUUGCUAGUACCUACCAACCUGUCUUGAAGACAUCGCAUUAUGUCGAACACGCACACCAAAACAAAAAUGGCGUGAUCAACCCCAAGCAGCUAAUUGGCGACGCCCUCCGCCAGCGUGUGGAGAGCGUUGACCAUGAGAUUUGUGAGCCCGGCGAGGAAGACACCUUUUUCGUCGGUGAUCUUGGCGAGGUCUACCGCCAGCACAUCCGCUGGAAGCUUAACUUGCCACGCGUCAAGCCCUUCUAUGCCGUCAAGUGCAACCCGGACCCCAAGGUCCUUCAGCUCCUGGCUGCUCUCGGCACCGGCUUCGACUGCGCCUCCAAGACGGAGAUCGACCAGGUCCUCAAUAUGGGCACCGCUCCUGAGCGUAUCAUCUACGCCCAGCCCUGCAAGACCAACUCGUACGUGCGCUACGUCAAGGCCAUGGGCGUUAAGCAGAUGACCUUUGACAAUGCCGACGAGCUUCGCAAGGUCGCCAAGCUUUUCCCCGAGGCUGAACUCUACCUUCGCAUCAUGACCGACGAUGAGUCCAGCUUGUGCCGCCUGAGCAUGAAGUUUGGCGCCGCCAAAGAAGACACCGACGGCCUCCUCGCGACCGCCAAGGAUCUCGGCCUAAACGUUGUCGGCGUCAGCUUCCACGUCGGUUCAGGCGCCUCUGACCCCAUGGCCUUUUACAAGGCUGUCUACGACGCUUACGAGGUGUUCGAGCAAGGCCGCGCCUAUGGCUUUGACAUGAAGACACUCGAUAUCGGUGGUGGCUUCUGUGGUGACACCUUCGAGGACAUGGCCGCCGUUCUCCGCGGCGCCCUCGACGAGUACUUCCCCGCCAGCAGCAACGUCAACAUCAUUGCCGAGCCGGGUCGUUACUACGUUUCCUCGGCCUUCACCAUCGCCUGCAACAUUAUUGCUCGUCGCACCGUCGAGGAUCCCACCCUCCGUGACAAGCGCUUCAUGCUUUACGUCAACGAUGGUCUCUACGGCAACUUCUCGAGCAUCAUGUUCGAUCACCAGCAUCCCGUCGCCAAGGUCCUCCGGGCCGGCUCCUCAACCGUCUACGACACCUCCGUGGCUCACGCCUGCCCUGACGGUCAGGGCGUCCGCUACUCCGUCUGGGGGCCCACCUGUGACGGCAUCGACCGCAUCACCGAGACUAUCUCGUUCGACCAUGAGCUUGACGUAGGCGACUGGCUGUACUUUGAGGACAUGGGUGCCUACACCAAGUGCUCUGCUACCCGUUUCAACGGUUUCUCUGACAACCACGACGUCAUCUACGUAUGCAGUGAGCCCGGUGCCAAGGCUCUCCUCGACAUCUGA